UGUUAUGCCGGUGAUCCACUGCGGUGCGACAGAACAGUGCAGUUAAAAAAUUAGAGCUAUACUUCGAAAUUGCGAGCUAAGGCCAUCAAGACCCCUCCACUCUCAAUGACACCCUACCUCUUACCCUGUGCGCGACGAGAUCCAGUCCGCAUAUUAGCGGACACCGCAGAGCUUUCAGCUGCAGGGAGGAGCGUGGCGGCCGAGGAGCAGCCAAGUGGGGAUGUGGGCUUAUUCGCCACCGGAAUAGACAUCUGAAUGAAAAAGCAAUAGAUAGAAAGAAAGAAGAAAAGAAAAGGAAGAAAAAGAGAUCGGCUGACAGAAGAGGGCGAUGCAGCAGGCGUGCAAGUGCGGAGAGCCGUGGCGCCGCAGCGCAUCUCGUUGACAGCGCCGCAUCCAGCAUCCUACACGAGCGAGCGACCUCGUCCUACGUAGCCCAGGCCUUUCAUGGAGGCUCUUCCAUCCUUGCUGAACAUGAAGUAAUGCUUUUCCGUUUGAGCUUGGCGUGUUUCUGAGCUGCUGCUCCCAAUGGCUUCUCAGCAGCGUGCUCGCCGGCCCAGCGCCAUGAGUUCUGAGGAGAAAGCCUCGACCCCUCUGCACAAGAGUUCGACCCCGGUGCAUAAGACCACCCCCUCUGUGGCGUCCUCUCAGAGGGACAGUAGGCAGGAAGGGGACAGCUGGGAAAUCAUUGAAGGACUCAAGAUUGGCCAAACCAACGUCCAGAAACCAGAGAAACAUGAAGGGUUCAUGCUGAAGAAGCGGAAAUGGCCCCUAAAAGGCUGGCACAAGCGCUUCUUUGCCCUGGAUAACGGGAUGCUGAAGUAUUCCAAGUCACCCAUUGAAAUUCAGAAAGGAAAGCUUCACGGCAGCAUCGACGUUGGCCUGUCAGUGAUGUCAAUCAAGAAGAAACUGCGGCGGAUCGAUCUGGACACAGAAGAUCACAUCUAUCAUUUGAAGGUAAAAUCUCAGGAGGUUUUUGAUGCCUGGGUGGUGAAGUUGAGACACCACCGCCUCUACCGGCAAAAUGAAAUUGUACGCUCACCUAGAGACUCCAGCUUCCAUGGGUUUCCUUCACCAAAUGCAGAUCCAGGCCUGCCGGUAACAGAGGGACAGGUGAAACCCAGCAGUCUGCCAUGGCAGCAUCAAGGAUGCAGCAGCCUCCCCACCUCAUACAGCAAUGGGCAAAGCAAGGUGGCAGCCUGGCUCCAGGAGUCGGACGACAUGGACAAGUGCUCUGAGGAGCUCACCCACUGUCAGUCGUGCCUCGUCGACCUCAGCAAGUUGCUACAGAACCUCGAGAUCCUGCAGAGAACCCAGUCUGCCCCAAAUUUUACUGACAUACAGGCCAACUGCUUGGAUCUCGGCAAGAAAGACAAACGCACGGGCCGGAGGUGGAGGACGAAAAGCGUCAGCAAAGAUGCUAAAGUGCAGCUGCAGGUCCCCUUGAGCUCCUCCAUGUCCCCAGUCCGUUUGCACGCAUCCAACCCCAAUAUCUGUGCAGACCUGGCAGAUUUUCAAGCACCGGUGAGCAGGCUGGUAGACCCCUUUGAGUACGCCACCGACUACAUCAAACUGCAGGAGGAAUUCUGCCACAUCGCACAGAAAGUGCAUUCUUUCCUGAGGUCGGCCUUCAACACAGUAGCAAUAGAAAAAGAGAAAAUCAAGCAGCUGCUCUUAGAGCAGGAGCAGGCGGGCAGCAGCAACCAGCUGGCAUCACUGCGGAGGUCUUUAUCACAGGCACUCAAGCAGAAUGCUGAGCUGAGAACACGCCUUAACCGCAUCCACAAUGAGUCGACCCUCUCAGAACAGGUCGUCAGCGUGAACAUCAUCCCCAGCCCCGAUGAGCCCAGCGAUCAAAUCCAUGUCGGCAUCCCCCUGACACAGCAGGUCUCCAAUGAGAGCAGGCUCUCCAUGUCGGAAUCCGUUUCGGAAUUCUUUGAUGCACAGGAAGUGCUUUUGUCAGCAAGUUCAUCUGAGAAUGAGGCGUCAGAUGACGAGUCCUACGUGAGCGAUGUCAGUGACAACAUUUCAGAGGACAACGCCAGUGUAGCUGACAGCAUUUCCAGGCAAAUACAGAAUGGAGACCUGGCCCGGGGGGUGUUCCGCAAUGGCCGCCGCAGUUGUCUGCCCGCUCCAUCUCAUGACACCAGCAGCAUCAACCUGUGGAACGUCCUGCGGAACAACAUUGGCAAAGAUCUGUCCAAGGUGUCCAUGCCGGUGGAGCUCAAUGAGCCUCUCAACACCUUGCAGCACCUCUGUGAGGAGCUGGAAUACUCGGAGCUGCUGGACAAAGCUGCCGAGACCGAGGACCCUUAUGAGCGCAUGAUUCUUAUUGCUGCGUUUGCAGUUUCAGGGUACGCCUCCACGUACUACAGGGCGGGAAGUAAACCCUUCAACCCGGUCCUGGGGGAGACGUACGAGUGCAUUCGGGAGGACAAGGGCUUCUGCUUCUUCUCUGAGCAGGUCAGCCACCAUCCACCCAUUUCAGCAUGCCACUGUGAAUCCAAGAAGUUUCUCUUUUGGCAAGAUAUGAGAUGGAAAAAUAAAUUCUGGGGGAAGUCCAUGGAGAUCAUUCCAAUUGGAGCAGUGAACGUCACCCUCCCAAAGUUCAAUGACCAAUACGAGUGGAACAAAGUCACAACCUGCAUUCACAACAUCCUCAGCGGCAGGAGGUGGAUAGAGCACUAUGGUGAGAUAACCAUAAGGAACACCAAAAGCAGCGCCUGCAUUUGCAAACUGACCUUCAUCAAGGGGAACUACUGGAGCUCAAAUGUUAACGAAAUCCAUGGAUUUGUGAUGGACCAGGAAGGGAAGGUCGUCCACCGGCUGUUUGGGAAAUGGCACGAAGGCCUCUACUGUGGCAUCCCACCCUCAGCAAAGUGUGUCUGGCGGCCAGGCUCCAUGCCCACAGACUAUGAACGCUACUAUGGCUUCACAAGGUUUGCCAUUGAACUCAACGAGCUUUGCCCUGAAAUGAAGGACCUGCUGCCCCCCACUGAUGCCCGAUUUAGGCCAGACCAAAGGUAUCUGGAGGAAGGGAACGUUGAAGCAGCAGCCUUAGAAAAGCAAAGGAUCGAGGAGCUGCAGCGAGUACGCAGAAGGUACAACGAUGAGAACAACAUCAAGUAUGAACCCCGCUUUUUCAAGAAGGUGAUCGAUUCCAAUCAGAGGGAAAGGUGGGUCAGCAACAGCACCUACUGGGACCUGCGCAAAUCCCCUGGCUUCAGCAAACUGGACUACCUAACGCUUUGGUAACAGCUAGCAAGGAGGAGACGCUUACCUAUGCACAAAUAUAUAACGAUUUACCGUGUUGCAGCUUUGGGUUUUCGGGGGGUGACGACGGUAAAGUUUUAAAACACCGGGGGACGGGCGUUCACAUCCCCGUUGACCACGAGCACCAGCAGAAACCCCAUUUCAAAUGAGGAGAUGGCAGGAUGACCCCCCAUGGGCACCACGGAGGGGAGCCAAGCUGAAAGCUGUCGGCAGCUUUUAACCGUCUGCGCUUGCCUUAAGAGAGACCCCUUUGGGAGUGGCAUCAUGCCAGUCCAGCUCAGCACAUGAGAAAUGCCACACGCAAGCAAGAAGGCAAAACAGGGAGCCGAGGAAGAGCGGAAGGUUUUCACAUGAAAAUAAAUAUACACAAGGUAUGGGUUCACCCAAGAGCAUUCUAGAUCACGGUGCGUAACCCCCUCCCUGUCACCAUGCGCCAACGCUCCCCUCCACUCCCAUUGGAAACAACAGGUAUAGGCAUUUUAAAAACAAUUACCCUUUAAAUUGUGUGUGUAUUUAAAAUGCGGUGUCACCACCUGGGGCCGCUGCGCUUACUUAUUUUGAUAGCAAAGGAGAGAACAGGAUUCAAGUGUCCCUCUGCUGUGGGAAGAAAAGAUGCUGCCACAGGCUACAUGUUAGAGUUCUGACUUUUAUUCUUAAGAUGGAAAUAACUCUGCUUUAAGUUUGGUGCUUCUUUUAUUUCUAACUUUGAGUCGUCACAUGUAAAAAUGGUGAAAAAUCUCACGAUAUCUCGAGGAAAAAGCGGUAAGAAGCCCCGCCCCAUGUUGAAACAAACUGCAGAGAAGCCCCACCCUAUCUUGAAGUGAAAGCAGUGAGAGGCUCCAACUCAUUUUAAAGUGAUUGGGCGGGGCUUCUCAGCACUAUUUUGAAGGAAAAGAUGAGAAGCCCCACCACCUCACUUUGAAAUAAGUGAUGAGAAGUCCCAUCCCCAUUUUUGUAGUAGUAGUAGUAGUGGUAAAAAGCCCCACCUCUCUUUGUAAUAAAAGUGCAGAGAAACCCCACCCUGUCUUGAAGAAAAGGUAUUGAGAAGCCCCACCCCAUUUUGAAGUAAUAGGAAGAAGCCCCACCCUGUCUUGAAGUAAAAGCAGUGGGAGGCUCCGACUCAUUUUAAAGUAAUAGUGCAGAGAAGCCCUGCCCAAUUUUGAAGGAAAAGAUGAAACCCCACCUCACUUUGAAAUAAGUGCUGAGAGGCCACACCCUGAAGCCCCGCCUCACUUUGAAAUAAGUGCUGAGAAGCCCCACCCUGAAGCCCCGCCUCACUUUGAAAUAAGUGCUGAGAAGCCCCACCCUGAAGCCCCGCCUCACUUUGAAAUAAGUGAUGAGAAGUCCCAUCCCCAUUUUUGUAGUAGUAGUAGUGGUAAAAAGUCCCACCUCUCUUUGUAAUAAAAGUGCAGAGAAACCCCACCCUGUCUUGAAGAAAAGGCAUUGAGAAGCCCCACCCCAUUUUGAAGUAAUAAGAAGAAGCCCCACCCUGUCUUGAAGUAAAAGCAGCGGGAGGCUUCGACUCAUUUUAAAGUAAUAGUGCAGAGAAGCCCUGCCCAAUUUUGAAGGAAAAGAUGAAGCCCCACCUCACUUUGAAAUAAGUGCUGAGAAGCCCCACCCUGAAGCCCCGCCUCACUUUGAAAUAAGUACUGAGAAGCCCCACCCUGUCUUGAAGUAAAAGCAGUGAGAAGCUCCAACUCAUUUUAAAGUGAUUGGGCAGGGCUUCUCAGCACUAUUUUGAAGAAAAAGAUGAGAAGCCCCACAGCACUUUGAAAUAAGUUCUGAGAAGCCCCAACCCCAUUGUGUAGUAGUAGUGGUAAAAAGCCCCACCUCUCUUUAAAAUAAAAGUGCAGAGAAACCUGUCUUGAAGAAAACGUAGUGAGAAGCCCCACCCCAUUUUGAAGUAAUUGGAAGAAGCUCCGCCUCACUUUGUAUGUGCAGAGAAGCCCCAUCCUGUCUUGCUGUCUACCUCGCGCAAUGACCUUAAAAGAGAUGUGGUAGUUCAUUUUGGCUCACCCUGUACAACAAUAAAAUGAGAAAAACUUCCCAAUGAGAGAAGACUGUUGAGGCAAUUGAUAAAGUCAGAUUUCAUUUACUGAUCAGAGGGCUUGAUGGCAGUUUGCGAGUUCUUCUCUCAUUUUCUGUACUCGUUCUCUCCAUCUGAUGAGGCCAUUCUGGCAGCAUGAACUGUGACUCUGAUGGAUCCCACGAUCUGGACCUACAAAACGAGGUAAUAAGACGGCCACUCGGAUAGAACUGGAAUGUGGGUGGAACAGGCACCCGUGUUUUUAUUUGACAGUCACCUGAAGGAGUCACCUGUCAAUCGUACCACACCCAUUAAAUUACUGGGAGGAAAAGAAUUUGAGGAAGCCUUCGGAUCCACCAAUCGGCUGCACGUUUCAUUUCCGGCCACCCACUGUGAAGGUCCACCCACACUUGUUGCUUCUGGGAACCUCUUGAACCCGAGCCAAUGAGGACACACAGGGAUUGGAGAAUAGUGUGUCGGUGUUGCUAUUAAAAACCAAACGAAAGACAAAGUCUCCAACAAGUGCUGUGCAUCACUAAAUAAUCCUUAAAAUCUAGAGGAACAUGGAGAAUAAAACUUACUUCUAAAAUUCAGAUAAAACAGUUGCUCCAUUCCAGUUAAAAACUGCAGCAGCAGCAGGUUCCUCCUCAGCCAACCCAACUCAUGGAUUCACCACGUAUCUCCCCAGUGGGUCUUCUACCUGGCAGAGAGUCGAGACCACCUCUCCUGCCUCCCAUCCCACCUGCCUCAACUGGCAGGACGCACACAGCUAGACCUCCAUGAUCCCAUAUGCCAGCCACACACACUAAUCCACUGGGACGCUCCUUCACUGCCAAGGCCCAGCCAUUCUGCCACCUCUCACCCGAGCUGAUGCUGCCAUUGCCGGCUGGUGUACCCCCUGCCCAUUCGCCUCUCCUUUUUCUCCGUCUUUUUUUUUUUUCUUCAGUCCAAUCCACCAAUUGUCCCCUCCUGUGUCAUAAAGACUCCCUUCACAGGCCGGACUGGGUACAGUUCUGUCCUGCGCCUGCUCCAAGGUGUGGUUGAAGCACUUGUAUUUUAACUGGAAUGAA
Messenger RNA from Polypterus senegalus (gray bichir), 6366 nucleotides. RefSeq names its product oxysterol binding protein-like 6 (gene osbpl6). Gene Ontology annotation, cellular component: cytosol; intracellular membrane-bounded organelle; perinuclear endoplasmic reticulum. Lineage: Eukaryota; Metazoa; Chordata; Cladistia; Polypteriformes; Polypteridae. The coding region runs from base 526 to 3252 and encodes 908 amino acids. The transcript is spliced from 23 exons. The record is from RefSeq and is a predicted model, not a curated record. Gene Ontology annotation, molecular function: cholesterol binding.